Priceomyces carsonii is the source of this 909-nucleotide messenger RNA. It is a transcript of the gene PGA13, whose product is annotated as Pga13p. The record is from RefSeq and is a predicted model, not a curated record. Bases 1 to 909 code for a protein of 302 amino acids. The transcript has a single exon. NCBI's taxonomy places the organism in Eukaryota, Fungi, Ascomycota, Pichiomycetes, Serinales, Debaryomycetaceae.
AUGAAGUUAUCAUCGUUCGCUACAUUUGCCGGUUUGGCAUACACUGCAGUGGCUGCAGUCACUACUGUCACUUUAAACGCCGAAUCUUCUGAUCAGGAUGUGAAUGGCAAAGCUAUAACCAGUUUGCACGAAGGAGCAGGAUUCAAUUAUCUCUUCUUAUCCGAGCACCCACAGAAGCUUUCUCUUGACGAUUCAAACGAUUCAAUCUUUUUUGAAGCGGCCGGAUUUAGAUGGAAUCUCACUAUCAGCGGCAGUGUCGUGUCAAUUGGCGUUCUUCAAUCUUCUUGGUACACUUCAUUGGAUGAUGAUUAUAUUGCUGUUAAUGGUUCAACUGAAGGUUUCUACGCUUGUAAGAAUACAAAUGAUCCAUACAACUAUAGCAAAGAUAGCUACCAAGUCACCUUCCCCAAUGGAGAGGCACCAAGUGGAUGCAAACCAAUCAAGUUGAAGGUUUCCAAGCAUGGAAAUCCCUCCCAUAGCCACAGUCAUUCUCCAGGCCCUUCAGAAUCGCCAUCGCACUCUUAUCCACACCACUCACAUUCACCGUCACCGUCACACGGUUACCAUAACACGACUAUCACUAAGCUGAAGACUGUCACUGACUAUGUAACUUACUGCCCUGGACCUACAACGAUCACCGUCACAACUUGUACCAAUGACGUAUGCAACCCUAGUACUGUAACGGUUAGCUCCGAAACCACUUUAACCGUCACGGGCGAGUGUGUUGUUCCUACGUCAUACACACCUCCACCAGAACAGUCUGAAUCACCAUCUACACCUACCAAUGAAGGAUCUACCAGUGCUGCAACUACGCCUGGAGUAUCUACAGUUGAAGAGGGCGCUGCUGGAAAUAAUUUGAUUCUGAGCACAUUUAUGAUGGCUGUCGUUGGUGCGGCCAUGAUUUUCUAA